Messenger RNA from Vitis riparia (riverbank grape), 2844 nucleotides. Its product is annotated as myb family transcription factor PHL5-like. The record is from RefSeq and is a predicted model, not a curated record. Gene Ontology annotation, molecular function: DNA-binding transcription factor activity; DNA binding. The transcript has 9 exons. The coding region runs from base 2037 to 2582 and encodes 181 amino acids. NCBI's taxonomy places the organism in Eukaryota, Viridiplantae, Streptophyta, Magnoliopsida, Vitales, Vitaceae.
UUUUUAACCCAUCACAACUCUGAAUAGUAGAUGGUUUAUUGAUUGUGUUGAUCGUCCCACCUUUGGGUUGUUUUCUGCUUGUGGGGAUGACGGUGACCUUUGUAUUUUCUUUUUCUCUUUUUGUAUUUCUCUUCCUAGAAUAUGUUUGUUGUGGGGGUUCAGGUUGGUGAUUGAGAAGGGUUUUUGAUUAACUUGCAAGGGCCUAAGAAAUUCUUUUUGUCAACCCACGAGCGUUAUUUGGUGUAUAACUAUCUUUCCAUUUGCUAGAUAGUGAAUUAGGGCUUGCUGCCUGCUUGAUGAUCCUUAUAAAACUCAUGAAAUGAUUCUCACCUUUACAGAAGACCCAUAACAGUUGUUGGCUGAAUGAUACUGUCCAGUGAUUUGAAAGGAAUCGACGUGUUUUGAGAUGGGGUUCUCACAUAUGGAAAAGGGUCAUUGGAUUUGUUGUUUUGAUUAUCCUUUUGUAGGCUGAUUUGAUUAGGUUUUGUUUAAUUAUAAAGAUGCAUUGGAGCAGUAAUUUAGGGGGUGAUGGUCUGUUUUUAAAUGGGUUGUACCAAUUUGAGAGUGUCUAUUUAAAUCAAUUGUUUACUGGCAUAAUUUGGAAGGAAUGACACCCCAAUCUGGAGAAGGUUUAUUCAGAUUAGCAUGUGUGUUCUUUGGUCUGAGAUUGUAGUUGUUAUUCGUCAAGAGUUUUUAUUUUUUUCUCGGACUUAAUUUAAUAAUUUCUUUUAUUUUCAUUGAUUUCAUUCUUAUCCAGGGAGGUGUUUGUACAUGCUGAUGGAUUUCAUGUCUGUAUGGGUUUGUAAAUCAUAAUUUUUUCCAUUGAUGCUGAUGGGGUCACUAUUGAUCCAGUAUAGACCUUUGGUUCAUCCGAGUUGGGAAAAGAGUUGGCUGUAAACUACUAAACCGUAAUUUUCAACUUUAUUUUUUGCAAUGCAAGCAGCACAGUACAUAAGAGUAUGAUUCCUCUUUUGGUGAAGAAGAGGAGCAGGCUAAAGUGCUGGAGGUUAGUUGUAGCCUUAACAAUGUGGUAUGCAAGCUGAAACUGAAAAACUACAAGCAGGCUGAGAAUAUAAUCAGAACACUGUAUGGUAGUAUUGUCAUGAUUCGUGGGUUUUUAAAGAAUGCAAACACUCACUUGAAGAUUCAUCGUGGGUUUCUUGGCUGAUAAUUGUUGGUGUUUAUACAGGAAGUAAUAUGAUGUUGGAUGUAGGGUGUAAUAUGAUCUUCCAUUAAAGUAUGACAUGAAGAUGUUUGACUUUUAAAAUAUUUGGUUCAUAAAAUAAAUUAUCAUUACAUGGAGUUGUUCGAUUUUUAAAAUCUUUCUUCCAUGAAAGAAUUAUAUGGUUGAACUCAAGUUUUUGUUGUUUCAUAAAUUGUUCUUGUAAGCGUCUAUUUGUAGCAGUUUGUAAGUGUUUAUUUAUAGCAGCUUGUUGAGUUCUUAUGGUUACAAGUUUAUUUAUUUGGGAUUGUAGUUGAAUUGAUUGGAGCUCUGCCUUGUCAAUGCAGAAGCUGCGGGUUUGAGCCCCGCCAGUCCCAAGGGAUCCAAUAAGUUUGUCAAGUCUCUUUUUACCAUCCAAUACAUUUCAUUUUCCUUAUCCUUCAUGGUCAUUAUUCAACUUGCAAGAUUUUCUCUCAAGAUAUGUUGGAUGUUAAAAAUAUCUAUCGCACAAAAUGAUGAGGUGAUAUUUAGUUAUUAUUUUCUUUGCAGUAUGGAGCUUGCAACUUUUUGAUUAACGAAAGAGACGAGAAUGUAUUGGCUUAUGUUGUUUAUAGUUCAGGGUUAAAAUGAGGAAUAAGAAUGAGGCUAUGAGGUCAAAUAGUUCUGGUUUAAUAUGAGAAACAAGAAGGGGGUUUGUGAGAUUAGUAAACCCCUACCUUGUUAUGGUAUCUAAUAUACUCCUUUCUCUUCUUAUAGCUUUCAUGGCACACUUGUUACACCAUCUAAAAGCUGUACAGUGACAAAAGGUCAUCGAUCAUUCCUAUCAAUCUUAGGCAUAAUUAAAACGCAUCAGUGAAGCUGAGGACUAAAGCUGAUGACAGGUUCAGAUGGACCAAGUCGCUUUUGUUCUCUUCUUUUGCAGCAUAUGCUAGAAUCUGCAGAAGGGAAAUCUGAGAAAGGGGCCAGCUCCAAUGAUGUGCCUCAUCUUGAUAAUGAAGAUGGUAUGCAGAUCAGGGAGGCACUGCAGCUGCAACUUGAUCUUCAGAGGCGUCUCCAUGAGCAGUACUCAGAGGUUCACGGCUACUUGUGCAAGAGUUCUCCACUUGCACAGCAGGCCCAGUGUGCUACAUCUUCUUCUGAGGGUGUUUCUAUUGCUUCUGCCGAUCCUGUAUCCCCAGUUCUUCACAGUAAACCCCGAAUCAGGUGGACUCCAGAUCUUCAUGAGCACUUUGUUGAGUGUGUAAAUCGCCUGGGUGGAGCUGAGAAAGCAACCCCAAAAGCCAUACUCAAGCUGAUGGAUUCAGAAGGACUGACCAUCUUUCAUGUGAAACGCCAUUUGCAGAAAUAUCGGAUUGCAAAGCACAAGCCAGGAUUUGCAGGAGGGAAAUCUGAGAACAUGGAAGGCAGUUCAUCCGUUUGAUGUUUGACUUGGACAAGAAGUUAAAGACUCUCCAAAAAGUAGAAAAUUUCAGUGCUUUGAAGAAUCUGAAGCGCCUCAUUUGACAUACAAUCUUCCUUGAAUAUCUGAGGAGCCAUGGAUGGAGUUCGUCAGGCGAGGGGAAAAGGACAUCCAUUGAGAUACGUGAUACUUACAUUUUAAUCCUUCAUUGAUUAUGUGGACAUUUUAGUUCUUUACAUGGACAUCCAUUGAGAUAUAUGAAAGUUAUAUUUUAGUUCCUCUA